Pochonia chlamydosporia 170 is the source of this 555-nucleotide messenger RNA. RefSeq lists its product as hypothetical. The coding region runs from base 1 to 555 and encodes 184 amino acids. The record is from RefSeq and is a predicted model, not a curated record. The transcript has a single exon. NCBI's taxonomy places the organism in Eukaryota, Fungi, Ascomycota, Sordariomycetes, Hypocreales, Clavicipitaceae.
AUGCCUAUUGGCGGAGAUUGCUGUAACGAUGGAACCUUUUGUAAAGCCGGCACCAAGUGUGAUGGUAACGGCGGAUGUUCCGGCGGCACCGGAGGCGAUGGAAACGGCCAGUGCCUGUCAACCGAAACACCCUGCAACAAUAAAUGCAUGCCUAAGGGAGCUGUCUGUUGCGGAAAUGGACGAUACUGCAAUACAGGAUACACCUGCAUCAAUGCCGGCCUCAACUGUUCUCCUGGGGGAACCGGCGGCAACGGCGGUGGCGACAUCUCCUCGCCUGCUCCCGACGUAACACCUCAGUCUUCCUAUGUGUUGACGUCGGGCAAUGGUGCUUCGCCUACUGUAACACGUCCUGGAUUCACUCCCUCUGCUGAGGCGACUACUCCUCUGGCUACGGGCAAUAACCCUAGCCCUACCAAUGCUGGUGGUGUUACGGCUGCAGGUACCCAGGCGCCUACCCAGACUAAAGGUACCAGUGCCAGCCAUGCUGGUAUGCUUCAUAUGCCGUCUUUCUUGGCAGCUGUGGCAAUGGCCCUUCCUCUUUUGUUGUGCCUAUAA